CGUUCACACGUGUGCAGUCAGUACACUUUCGCCAGCGCCCAUCAACAGCUCUCUCUUUCGACGACACAAGGAAGAUUAUAUUCCGAAUGUUCUCCUACAGGUCUCUCUUCAGAGUGGACUGCCUACUGAAAUUUACGAAUACUUAUGCAGUAUCGAGGCCAGUUAAUUACGCUCAGGGACAGUGUGUUUAUCAUGGCUUAAGCUAUAAUUUGAAAAUUGGUGGUGGAAAGGAUAAGCGAAGUGCUAUGGAUGAGAACAAAAAGCACAAAACAGUCACUCCUAUAUGGAGACCAGUCUGUACUCGAGCCAUUUCUAGUGAAGACUGCUUGGAAAAGGAUGUGAUAGCUGAAUCGGAAGAUAGAAGUCAAGUUCAAGAAGUUGUGUGUGGCACAUCUAGCAAUAUUUCUAAUGUUCAGCAUGUCAUAAAGGCAUCUGAUGCAGUGACUGAAAUAACUAACUCGACUAUCAGUUCUAGCACAUUUCAGGAUAAUGGUGAAGAGAGAGUCUUAGAGGGAGAAUCAGAGCUUUCUACAGAAAAGCAUUCAAUUUCAGUUGAGAUGCAGGUAGGUGCUUCUCUAAUUCAGUUUGUAAAAGGAAAGGGAGGAUCUACACAGAAAAAGGUUGAAGAGGAGAUGGGAGUUAAAAUCAUACUUCCAUCAUCCAAGAAGGAUGAUUCCAUUAUCAUUGCAGGCAUUUCAAUAGAUAGUGUAACUAGAGCUUUGGAAAAGAUACAAUCUAUAAUUGAUGAGGCAGUUAAAAGCCCAAGUCUUGAUUACAGUCACUUCAUAUCACUUCCAUUGGCUAUACACCCUGAAUUAGUUGAUAAGCUUCUCAAAUUUCAAAACUCCAUACUAGGGAAUAGAGAUGGUUGCCCAGAUGAUAAUCCAGACAGCGAUUCAAAUGAAGAUACUACUGACAAUAAAGAUGGGGACCAACAGACAGAUAAACGACCUGAUGUUGCUGUUGAACUGAAAGUUGAUGAUGGAAAUGAACAUGCUAAAGUGAAUAUAACUAAAAUACCUCUUGUCAGUUACGCCCCUAAAGCAUCAAAGUCUUCAUCUCCUUCUGCAGACUUGGGAAUUGACAAAUCCAUAUUCAUUAAACCAAAAACGUUUCACUUGACUGUACUCAUGUUGAAGUUGUGGAACAAGGACCGUGUUAAUGCAGCAGCUGAGGUUUUGCAGAGUAUCUCCUCAAAAGUGAUGGAUGCUCUGGAUAAUCGGCCUGUCUCUAUAAGACUUAAGGGGCUGGAUUGCAUGAGAGGUUCUUUGGCCAAAGCCCUGCAUGCAACUGUGAUGAAUGCAAGGCAUAGAAAAAGGAGCAAAUGGACUAGAAAUGUUGAUUCUUUUGAUGCACGAGGUAUUUUCAAACAGUAUGGAUCUGAGGAAUGGGGGCAGUAUCUUAUCCCUGAAGCUCAUCUUUCGCAAAGAUUUGUGUUUGAUGAAAAUGGAUAUUAUCAUCGUUGUGAUUCAAUACCUUUUCCAGAAAGUAUGCAAGUGGACUGAUCCGUUUGCACAGAAGAUUAAGGUGCUUUUCUUUUUAGUUGCAAACUAUGGAAGCAAACGUUUUCUCUUGGAAUUAUUUAGUCUUUAGUUUUGGUAUGUUUUCUGUCUUCAGACUCCAGCUCCCAGAUUUUGUACUUUUUUUUUUUUUAUUGAAUCUUAUAUACCAUGUCUUUAGAAACAGACUAGAAAGCUUCGACUUUCGCAGCAUGUUGCCAUUGUAUGGAAUACAAAAUACUUCUUGUUUUGGU
Molecule: messenger RNA, 1753 nt
Organism: Corylus avellana
Lineage: Eukaryota; Viridiplantae; Streptophyta; Magnoliopsida; Fagales; Betulaceae
Source: RefSeq, a predicted model, not a curated record